GCGUUACAUACAGACGCGCAACCCAAGCCGGGGAAGGAUGGAGGGCGAGCGGGGCGAGUCGCAGUCGCCGCGGCCGUUCUCCUCCCCUCCCCUUGGCGGCGAGGCCAAGGCAGCCCGUGCCGAGCCGCCAGCGCCCCGGCCGCUGCUGCUGCUGCCUCCCUCCUCCUCCUCCACCUCGGAGCUGCUGGAGUUCGACGACGACGAAGACCUGGAAGUGUUCAGCAAGGAUGCGUCACUCAUGGAGGCAAACUCGUUCAGUCCUUUAAUGCCAACAUCUCCAUCUUCGAUGAUAAAUCAGUACAAAUUUGAGGAUGAACCAGAAGGAAAGGAUCUUUUCAUAACGGUUGACGAGCCGGAAAGCUAUAUUACUGCCAUUGAGACAUUCAUCACUUACAGAAUUGUCACCAAGACAACUCGUGGUGAAUUUGACUCCAGUGAGUAUGACGUUAGAAGACGCUAUCAGGACUUUCUGUGGUUGAAAGGAAGACUUGAAGAAGCGCAUCCAACACUUAUUAUUCCUCCGUUGCCUGAAAAAUUCAUAAUGAAAGGAGUUGUGGAACGAUUUAAUGAAGAAUUCAUUGAAACAAGAAGGAAAGCUUUGCAUAAGUUUUUAAACCGGAUUGCUGAUCAUCCUACUUUAACUUUUAAUGAGGACUUCAAAAUUUUUCUUACUGCACAAACAGAG
Messenger RNA from Thamnophis sirtalis, 685 nucleotides. The record is from RefSeq and is a predicted model, not a curated record. Lineage: Eukaryota; Metazoa; Chordata; Lepidosauria; Squamata; Natricidae.